Molecule: messenger RNA, 705 nt
Organism: Caenorhabditis remanei
Lineage: Eukaryota; Metazoa; Nematoda; Chromadorea; Rhabditida; Rhabditidae
Exons: 7
Coding region: 1-705 (234 amino acids)
Source: RefSeq, a predicted model, not a curated record
AUGACCCUAUCGACGAUCGCUACUCCAGAACGUUCGAUGCAUCAUCAAAAUAUCACUGCUCCGCGAUCCUCCCCGCCGAAUACCAGAAAAAAUGGAUUUUUGUCGACAUUAGCCAGCUACUUGACCUCCACCGCUAAAAGUGACCCGAAACCUGUGACCCAACGAAAACCGUUGAUGACGUCAUGGAAUGACGUGGAUUUUGUGAAAUUGAAUUCACUGGUCUGCAAUGUUCUCUACGAUCAGAAUAACUAUGAACCGUUAAUCACCGAAAUCGAACGUGUGGUUGGAAGAAGACGUGAGCACUGCUUCUACGGAGUUCUAUCGGUUAUUCUGGUUCUUGUACUGCUCCAUGACGCAAUUGGAGCCAUCACGGCGUUCAUGACCCUCAUCCUGCCCACAUUCAUGACUGUCACCGCCAUCUCCACCUCAGCCUCCUACGAGAAUCCCAGCUUUCUGAAGGAUCAUCAAGACUUUUCGUCCGUUAUUGGACGGUUUACGCGAUUGAUUCACUGGGAUCUCCGUCUUCUCCGACUCAUUUUCAUGUCGAUGUGUCUUUCCACAAGGAUUCCGGUCUUGGCUGCUACCUACACAAAAAUCCUCAACGCGGUGUCUGCAAUUCGACAAAUCAUUGACAAUAAUAACUUUGAGAAGGCACCACCACCACAAUCGGUGACAAUUUUGGCUGUGAAAACGAAGACGAGUUGA